CAUGGCCGAGGAAAAGAAAAGUGAAUUAAGAGGGUGCAUCAAGAACACUACAGGCCCUUGGAUAGUCCACAAAGCCAGGAAAGAUGGAAGGCUUGUCACACGAUACCGAUUCCCUUCAGAGACUGAACGCCAAAACAACAAAAGAAGGGAGUGCAAGCGACGAUCCUUGGCCCGAAAGAUAUUUGCCGGCCUUCGAGCUCAUGGAAAUUAUAAGCUGCCUAAACAUGCCGAUUCUAAUGACUUGCUGAAGGCUGUUUGUGAAGAAGCGGGUUGGCAUGUCGAAGAGGAUGGAACCAUUUCCAGAAGAAAUGUUCACUCGGAUUUGUCAAGCUCAAGUUCUCCAAUGGUGUCACUUGAAGAUCCUGCUUAUUGCACUUGUGGUGAUCGUGAAAAUGUAGAACAUGCCAACCGCUUUGCCUCAAAAAAAGCCUCUUCGGCCAAGGAGCUUGUUCAUGAAGAAAAUAUUAAUCUCUCACUCUCAUUAUAA
Molecule: messenger RNA, 487 nt
Organism: Rhodamnia argentea
Lineage: Eukaryota; Viridiplantae; Streptophyta; Magnoliopsida; Myrtales; Myrtaceae
Product: BES1/BZR1 homolog protein 3-like
Exons: 2
Coding region: 2-487 (161 amino acids)
Biological process (GO): DNA-templated transcription; brassinosteroid mediated signaling pathway
Molecular function (GO): DNA-binding transcription factor activity
Source: RefSeq, a predicted model, not a curated record